AUGAAACAGCAGCAGCAGCAGGAGGAUGGGGGAGGAGGUCCACAAAGCACAAAAACAGGACCAGUGUCUCUGUCUCUCUCUCUCUCUGUGUGUCUCUGUGUGUCUCGCUGUGUCUGUCUCUCUGUCUCUCUCUGUCUCUCUCAAGUUCUGUCUGUUGUUGCGGUUGAAUCGUCUGACAUAUCUGUUCUUUUUUUUUUUUUUCAAGUUUGGGGGGUCAAGAUGUACCGUGGAUACCCGUUUGACCCCAUAAGAACAAGAGAGAGAAGAGAGAGAGAGAGAGCCAAGAAUCAUUGGAUGACAAAUGGUAGCAUAAUUCCGAACGGCUCUGAGUGCGACUCUUUUCGCCAGUUUUUCGCCGCAGCGAAGACACCAACUCGCAAGAUGGCCAAGGCACAAAAUCAGGGCAAGAGCACGCUCUGGGCGUCCAUUCUGGCCAAUGUGGCCUCCAAAACUACAACUCGUCAUCUCCCGUCCAAGAACGUCGUGGUGCUCGGAGACGAGGGCACUGGCAAAAGUUCGUUCAUUUCCCGACUUCAGGGCAACCAGAAAUAUGAUCCGAAAGAUCACCCCAUGGGCACCGGGUUGGAGUACACAUACCUCGACGUGCGGGACGAGGAAACUGAAGACGUGGUUGGACGGCUCGGCGUUUACACACUGGACGGCAACAUCGAACAUGCCCCACUCUUGGAUUUUGUCAUUACGCCCGAGAGUAUUAGCGAUCUAGUCUUUGUCAUCGUGGUGGAUAUGACCAAGCCGUGGGACAUCAUGCGUGGCCUCAAGCGCUGGCUUGGCGUCAUUGAAGAAUACACGGCCUCCUUGUAUCGCUCAUCCACCACAUCCGCCCCGGCGGGCACCGAUGAUUCUGCCGUGCCCGUGGACGGCGAAGGCGCAGUCACUGGUGGUGACGCAGACGCCACUGAUGCAGCCACAACUUCAGCACGUCAAGAACUGGAUGCACGCGAAGCCGUCGCCAAGCAACUGACAGAGAUGCGCGAGAAACUGGCACGAUAUGUGCAAGACCCGACCCUCGCGGAGAACACCUUGCUGGAGCUCGAAGACGGCGUUUUGACUACAAAUCUGGGUGUGCCCAUCGUCUUCGUGGUCAAUAAAUCGGAUGCCAUGGCAGCACUUCGCAAGGAUCGUGACUACCAAGGCCAGCACUUUGAUUUCAUUCAGCUACACGUUCGGCGCUUGGCCUUGGCGUAUGGUGCGGCAACUGUGUAUAGUUGCAAAGACGCCAGCAACAACACUGCCGUGCAUCGGUACCUGGUGCAUCGGGCCUAUGUGGGUGAUGACUUGACGCGGCAUCGUUUCCCCUUUCGUGCGGAGGACGCCAGCAACGAUCCUGAAACGUUCUUCAUGCCGUCAGGAGUGGACUCUGCUGCCAAGAUCCAGGUAUUGGAAGACGGUCUUAAAACCAUUAGUGCAAACGAUGAGUAUGAAGAGCAAAUAUUCCCACCGCCCACGUCAGAAGAGAAGGAGGUCUUGAUCGAGGUCAAGGAUGAGCAGGAAUUUCUCAAGGAGCAACAGGCGGUCCUGGGAAAAACUCAACUUUCGGCUGGCGUCGGUCGGCGACAAAACCUGUCUCUGGAUCCGCGCCGCAACAAGGACACCAAGGUGACCAUGUCCACGCUCAAGACUGGCAGCUUGGGUGCUGCGCCCGCCCCCAGCGGAGGAGGGGCUUCGGCGGUAACGUCAGCUCCAACCACCAGCGCUGGUCCUGUGGCUGCAACCCCGGCAGCCGCAACUGCAGCUCCCAAGCUGUCUGCACCCAAGCCUUCAGCAGGCCUCUCUGCAGGCGACAAGCCGGCCAGCGCUGCCACGCCAGCGCUGAGCGGCAUGCCUGGUGGGGUUGGAGCAGAUGGCAAGGCGAACAACGAUAUGUUGGCAUCCUUCUUCAGCAACCUGCUGAGCAAGAGCAACAGCACAGCAGCAGGCGGUGCCGGAGCGGCCAAGAAGUAGAGAUCAACGCCUUGAUUGGAAAUCGCUCUGCGGCGCGACACCCAUGCCCUGCCGCCCUUGAGUGGUCGUUCUCUCUCGUACCUUCUUGUGUUGCGGGCGUGUUGUAGAUUUCAGUGCAUCGGCGUGCCGUCUCAGUUUUUGCUUCCAUUGUCCUUUUUGAAGCGGGCAGGCGGGAGGCUGAUCAUUUAGCUGUGUCAUGUGAUAAGCAGCGGUGCUGUGUGACGUUUGGGUCGAGAGUCGAGUGAACAAGCAGAGUUGUUCGCCCCGCGAAGACCACGUGGCUUUUGUUCUUGUGUGCGUCAAAAUUGACAAUGUAAACCUC
Molecule: messenger RNA, 2284 nt
Organism: Monosiga brevicollis MX1
Lineage: Eukaryota; Choanoflagellata; Craspedida; Salpingoecidae
Exons: 10
Coding region: 1-1962 (653 amino acids)
Biological process (GO): microtubule-based movement; microtubule cytoskeleton organization
Cellular component (GO): cytoplasmic dynein complex; centrosome
Molecular function (GO): dynein heavy chain binding
Source: RefSeq, a predicted model, not a curated record